Molecule: messenger RNA, 2137 nt
Organism: Cajanus cajan (pigeon pea)
Lineage: Eukaryota; Viridiplantae; Streptophyta; Magnoliopsida; Fabales; Fabaceae
Product: Major facilitator superfamily protein
Biological process (GO): transmembrane transport
Cellular component (GO): membrane
Molecular function (GO): transmembrane transporter activity
Source: RefSeq, a predicted model, not a curated record
UAGCAGCAUAAUUAUUUCCAAGAAAGUCAAAAGAAGAAAAAAAAAGUUUAGACGAGGCAAAGAUCCCGGAUUCUUUUGUGUUUUGUUCAUCGGAAAAAUGCAAAUUCCAAUUUAACAGAAAAUGUAAAAGAAAGGAAGAACCACGUCACUGUUUUGUAAAAAGUUGGAGAGAAAAAACUGACAUAGCUCAAGAAGAAGGACUCCACAUCUGAAAUUCUGUCAAGUUAACUACCAUUCAACGAUAUUCAAUUUUAGUACAAGUGUCGUUGGGAUGGCACAAGAUGACCCCUCACAGGUGAAACCAAAGUCUUCUCCUCAGUCUCUGUUGCCACAAAUCUCCACCAUGAUUCCCACAACUUCAUGGUUUACACCCAAAAGGCUACUAGCUAUAUUCUGUGUGAUUAACUUGUUAAACUAUGUGGAUCGAGGAGCUAUAGCAAGCAAUGGUGUUAAUGGAAGUAGGGGAACAUGCACUGAGGGUGGUACCUGCACUUCUGGCUCUGGAAUACAGGGGGAUUUUAACUUGAACAAUUUUGAAGAUGGAGUUUUAUCAUCUGCUUUUAUGGUUGGACUUCUGGUGGCUUCUCCAAUAUUUGCCUCUCUAGCUAAGAGUGUAAAUCCAUUUAGACUUAUAGGUGUUGGAUUGUCAGUUUGGACUCUUGCAACCCUAUGUUGCGGUUUUUCUUUUAACUUUUGGUCCAUUUCAAUCUGUCGCAUGCUAGUUGGUGUUGGUGAGGCUUCAUUUAUAAGUCUUGCAGCACCUUUUAUUGAUGACAAUGCUCCAGUUACUCAGAAAACAGCAUGGCUUGCAAUAUUUUACAUGUGUAUACCAUCGGGAUAUGCACUUGGCUACGUCUACGGUGGUUUGGUUGGAAGCCAUUUUGGUUGGCGAUAUGCAUUCUGGGUAGAGUCUUUGUUGAUGCUUCCAUUUGCUAUUUCAGGAUUUUUUAUGAAGCCUUUGCAGUUGAGAGGUUUUGUUUCUUCUGAUUCAGAAAAGGCGCUGACACCUGAGACAAUUGUGUCAGGAGUUCAAGUUAUGGAGGCUUCAAAUGGCAAAGAUGAGUCAAUGUCCUUAAAGGCAGAGCUUAGAGAUAAAAGCUCAAAUGACCAUUUCAAGUCAAAAUCUGCAACCAAAAUAUUUGAGAAAUUCUCAAGAUUUUUGAAUGAUGUGAAAGCACUUUUGCUUGAUAAGGUCUAUGUUGUCAAUGUUUUAGGUUACAUAUCAUACAACUUUGUGGUAGGUGCUUACUCAUAUUGGGGGCCAAAAGCUGGCUAUAAUAUAUAUCACAUGACUGAUGCAGAUUUGAUAUUUGGAGGAAUUACAAUUGUAUGUGGAAUAGUAGGCACUUUAGCUGGAGGCUUUGUUCUGGAUUAUAUGAAUAACACCUUAUCAAAUGCAUUUAAGCUUCUCUCAACGACUACAUUUAUUGGUGCAGCAUUUUGUUUAGGCGCCUUCUUAUUCAGAAGCAUGUAUGGCUUCCUUGCUCUUUUCUCUAUUGGUGAACUUCUUAUUUUUGCUACUCAGGGUCCUGUGAAUUACGUAUGUCUCCAUUGUGUUAAACCAAGUUUGAGGCCUCUAUCUAUGGCUAUGUCUACUGUUGCUAUUCAUAUCUUUGGAGAUGUACCUUCCUCGCCUCUUGUUGGAGUUCUCCAGGAUAGCAUUAACAACUGGAGAAUGACAACAUUGAUUCUAACAACCAUAUUGUUUCUUGCAGCUGGAAUAUGGUUCAUUGGAAUAUUUUUGCACAGUGUGGAUAGAUUUUAUGAAGACAGCGAACGUCAAGUAUCAAACGUUGAAAGAUUAAACAGCACCAUGCCUUUGCUUCCAGAGAAGACUGGAGAAACAUCGGCAUCUCCUUCUCAAUCCCAAGAGUGUUGACUUUUCUUUUUUAUGCUUGUUCAAGCACAGUAUUUCGCACAAGGCACAAUGACAGCCACUACGAUGUAAAUAACUUUUUUUUUUGUACAUUUAUAUUUUUUUUUCUCGUAUGUAUCCCAUUUUUGGGAAGCAAUCUUGUUUAAAGUAUAGUCAAACAGUAAACAUAAAUCCCUCUCCAAGUACAGAUUUGAACCUUGGUUUUGCUCUUGGUUAAUAGAAAUUUAGCAAGAGUAUAUUUCAGUGUUAUGCUUCAUCUUA